AGACAUGCAGUUCUUCGGUCGGCUUAUGAACACCUUUGGCAAUGUUACCCACUUGUUCUCAAACCCUUAUCGGGUGAAGGAGGUACCCUUGGCAGAGUACGCAACUCGGACCCGUCUGAAAUGGGAAGACAGGAUAAUUCUGUAUGACAACAGUUCAGCUCACUCCUGGGACUGCCUUUUCAUUAACCCGCAGAACCAAGUGGCUGCCUUCCGGCUUUUCCAGAUAGAUAAUGAGGCGGACGCGAUCCAGCAUUUUGACCUGUAUGUAAAACAGUUGCGCCCGUUCUAUGAGAGCUAUCGAGAACCUUUGCCGCUGGAGACCUUGCAGCAACUGACGGAUUGUUUUCGCAGCCACCCCACCUGGUCGUUGGCUCAUAUAGCGGUCGAAGUUGGACUCCUGGAGAGCUUCCGGCACAAUCGUAUUCUGAGCUGCAUAAACAGCAAUGACUGUGAGGAUGGCUGCACUCCCCUGCACUUAGCCUGUCAGAAAGGAGACAUUGACUGUCUGCGGGAGCUGGUGGAGGAAUGCCAUGCCCGAGUGGAUCUCACGGACAGAAACGGGGACACCGUCUUCCACUAUGCUGUCCGAGGGAAUAACCCCAAGAUCAUAGAGCUGCUGGGCAGAAGGUCAACUGCUGCUUUGGACCAUCUCAACAACCAAGGUCUAACCCCUUUGCACUUAGCCUGCCAGCUGGGCAAGGAUGAAGCUGUCAUUUCGCUUUUGAAGGUCGAAGCCAAGGGCAGCACCUUGGGAACACUGGGCUUCCCCAUCCACGUUGCCAUGAAGUACUCCCAGAAGAGGUGUGCCAAGGCCCUCCUUGAUAUGGAUGUCAAUCAGGUUCAGUACAAGGACCAACGGUACGGAGCAUCACCUCUCCACUGGGCCAAGAAUGCUGAGAUGGCCCAGCUACUUAUCGAGUACGGCUGCGAAGUGAACUCACUCAGCCUGACGGGGGAGUCGGCGCUGCACAUUGCUGUGCAGCGGGGGCGCUUCGACUGCGCAAUGGUGCUGUUGACGCACGGGGCCGUGACCAACACGAAAGGGAAGGACGGCAACACUCCGCUGCACCUGGCGAUGAAGCAAGACCACCUGGAUAUGAUCAAGGCCCUGAUAGUGUUUGGAGCAGAUGUGGAGAUGCCCAAUGAUUUUGGGGAGACCCCAGGGUUGCUGGCAGCCAGGACAAGCAAAGGUGCCAACCGGAAGGUGCUCUUAGACCUGCUGAAAACGAUAGGGACUGAACGCUGCCACCCUCCCGGCACAUCCGCCCUCCAUUUGGCAGCCACACCACCCUCACCAGUACCAUCUACUUCCACCUCCCCGGAAAGACCACCACCCCCAAGGAUCACUAACUCAACCCUAGGAUUCCAGGACGUCAUCUAUGUUUCUGCCUCGCUUAAUGCCUUGCUGAAAGCCCCAGACAUGGCCGACGCUGCUGCUGAGAAGAGGACCCAAGACCGUCUCUUGAGCCUGGACGGCGGCGGUGUCCGGGGCCUGGUGCUCAUCCAGUUUCUCAUUGCGAUAGAGAAAAUUGCAGAGAAACCCAUUCGGGAGCUCUUUGACUGGAUAGCUGGGACUAGCACAGGGGGGAUCCUGGCACUGACUGUUGUGCAGGGGAAGCCUAUGGACUACAUGCGCUGCUUGUAUUUCCGCAUGAAAGAUGAAGUGUUUCGAGGGUCCCGACCCUAUGAGUCGCAGCCCCUGGAGGAUUUUUUGAAGAAGGAGUUUGGAGAAUACACCAAAAUGACGGAUUUCAGGAAACCCAGGGUCAUGUUGACAGCCACUCUAUGUGACCGGCAACCUGCCGAGCUCCACCUCUUUCGGAAUUAUAAUCCACCGGAAGCUAAAGCCAAGUCCCGCUACAGGACAACAGCCUUGUUCCCGGAACUGACCAAACCAGAAGAGCAGCUGGUGUGGCAGGCUGCCCGCUCCAGUGGAGCUGCUCCAACUUAUUUUCGACCUAUCGGGCGGUUUCUGGACGGAGGGCUGCUGGCUAACAACCCAACUUUGGCUGCCAUGACGGAGAUCAAUGACUACAACAAGUCUUUAAUCCUGAAGGGUAAUGCUCAUGAGGUGAAGAAGUUGGGCGUGGUAGUCUCUCUUGGGACUGGAAGGGCCCCACAGGUUCCUGUGAGCUCAGUGGAUGUUUUCCGCCCCUCCAACCCUUGGGAACUGGCAAGGACUGUCUACGGGGCCAAGGAACUGGGAAAGCUGGUGGUGGACUGUUGCACUGAUUCAGAUGGCCCAGUGGUGGAUCAUUCAAAAGCCUGGUGUGAGAUGGUAGAGGCCCGUUAUUUCAGGUUCAACCCCCAGCUAGAAACCGACGUCAUGCUGGAUGAGGUGAGUGAUACCGUCCUGGUGAACCUACUGUGGGAAACUCAGCUCUACAUUUACCAUCAUUGGGAUGAAAUCAAGCAGUUAGUAGAUCAGUUCCUAAUUCCCUGAAGUUUUGCAAGACUUGGUG
Messenger RNA from Euleptes europaea (tarantolino), 2462 nucleotides. It is a transcript of the gene PLA2G6, whose product is annotated as phospholipase A2 group VI. The coding region runs from base 5 to 2443 and encodes 812 amino acids. The record is from RefSeq and is a predicted model, not a curated record. Gene Ontology annotation, biological process: positive regulation of ceramide biosynthetic process; cardiolipin acyl-chain remodeling. The transcript has 16 exons. Gene Ontology annotation, cellular component: mitochondrion. Gene Ontology annotation, molecular function: protein binding. Lineage: Eukaryota; Metazoa; Chordata; Lepidosauria; Squamata; Sphaerodactylidae.